Hippocampus comes (tiger tail seahorse) is the source of this 2290-nucleotide messenger RNA. RefSeq names its product synaptotagmin IXa (gene syt9a). NCBI's taxonomy places the organism in Eukaryota, Metazoa, Chordata, Actinopteri, Syngnathiformes, Syngnathidae. Gene Ontology annotation, molecular function: SNARE binding; calcium ion binding; calcium-dependent phospholipid binding. The transcript is spliced from 7 exons. Gene Ontology annotation, biological process: calcium-ion regulated exocytosis. Gene Ontology annotation, cellular component: dense core granule; exocytic vesicle; plasma membrane. The coding region runs from base 386 to 2080 and encodes 564 amino acids. The record is from RefSeq and is a predicted model, not a curated record.
ACGGGUUCGCCGUGCACCCUUUUCCGCGGAGGAGAGCGCACGUUCCAGCACCUUGGACAGAGCGCCACGCCGCAGUGUCUAAGCGCGGAUUCAACCGGUGGCUCUCCAGCGUGAGGCGUCCAGUGACGGCCGCAGAUGAGUGAACGACACACACGAGAUGCGGUUAUUGCGCACAAGGGGACACGCCAAUCGCUCACUUUAGUUCUUUUAGGUGGUGGGAGGGAGGGGGGCGGGGGGUACGCUUGUGAUCCUCCAUCGCGUGGGUAGGCGUGCCGUCGGAUGAGUGCUCGACUGGGCUGCGUGGAAAAGCUGAGUGUGAGGCGAGCGCGGUCCGCUGUGGUGGUGCCUGAGAGAAGCCUCCAUGAUUUAAGGAUGCUGUUGGGAAAUGCCUGGAGACAGAGAUGACGAGAUUUGUCGAAAGGCACUUGAACUCCUUUCAGAUCUUUGUUCCAAAGGGGAAGUGCAGAGUGAAAACUGCCUGGAUUUCAUUUACUAUUUCCGUGAUUUGGCCAGGCCACGCUACACGGACUCGGAUGUGUCAGUGAGUCUGCUGUCACUGGUUGUGACAGCCUGUGGCUUGGCUCUAUUUGGGGUCUCUCUCUUUGUGUCUUGGAAGCUCUGCUGGAUACCAUGGAGGGAACGUGGUCUCUCCCCCACGACCAAGGAGCCCCACGGGGGGCACCUCAACCCAGCCAUGAGCCCUUUGCCCUCGCAGCCUGUUCCGAGGCAGCCAGUUUACACGGCCGUGGAUCCCCCGGCCCACGACCGCCGUGAAUCGUCUCACUGUUCCAUCGCCAAGGAGCCAACGCCAAUGGCAUCGGUCGUGUCUGUGGAAGCUCCGGUUACUCCUGUUUCACCCCCUCCUGUCGCCCUCGCCCCACCGGAGGCAGCCAUGAAGAUCAGUCACACAUCUCCAGACAUUCCACUUGACGUGCAGGAAAAAAGUCGGGAAAAUGGGGUUCAUACCAACCCUCGGAUUCAGAGGCAGACGACAGAACCCUCACCCUCCGGGCACUCCAUUUCAGAAAUUGGACAGGAUUCGAUACGCCGUCAUAUGAACCUGUCAAACCCCGACUUCAAUGUGGCCCAGUUCCAAAGGCAGGACUCACUGACUGGUAUGGGCCUGGGCCUCGGGCGCCUCAAACCCGAGCUCUACAAACAACGCUCUCUGGAAGGAGACGAUGGAAGUCACAGAGGCGGAGGAUGUGGGUGCCUCCACUUCAUCCUCAAGUUUGACUGUGACCUGGAGCAGUUGAUUGUUAAGAUCCACAAAGCAGAGGACCUCCCAGCCAAGGAUUUCUCCGGAACCUCUGACCCUUACGUUAAGAUCUACUUGCUGCCUGAUCGGAUGACCAAGCAUCAGACCAAGGUGCACCGCAAGACGCUAAACCCUGUGUUUGAUGAGGUUUUCUUGUUUCCUGUGGCCUACUCAGAGCUUCCCACGCGCAAGCUGCACUUCAGCGUCUAUGACUUUGACCGAUUUUCACGACAUGACAUCAUCGGUCAAGUGGUUGUGGACAACUUCCUGGAUCUGGCAGAUUUCCCACGGGAGACAAAACUCUGCCGGGAAAUCAAAUACGUCUCCACGGAUAACGUGGACCUGGGUGACCUAAUGUUUUCUUUGUGUUACUUACCAACCGCUGGAAGACUGACCAUCACAAUGAUAAAGGCUCGCAAUCUUAAGGCUAUGGACAUUACGGGCGCAUCUGAUCCAUACGUGAAGGUUUCACUGAUGUGUGACGGUCGCAGACUGAAGAAGCGGAAGACCUCCACAAAGAGGAACACUUUGAAUCCAGUCUACAACGAGGCCAUUGUUUUCGAUGUUCCCCCUGAGAACAUCGAGCAAAUCAGCCUGUUGAUUGCAGUGAUGGAUUAUGACCGAGUCGGUCAUAAUGAGGUCAUCGGUGUGUGUCGGGUUGGCAACGAUGCAGACAACCUCGGUCGGGACCACUGGAGUGAAAUGCUUACGUACCCCCGAAAACCUGUCGCUCACUGGCAUCCUCUUGUGGAGUACCAGGGGACCACAGGUAGUAGCCAGGGAGGAUCCUGUAACUCUCUGAAGGCACCUCCCUCCCCAUAACUCAGAAUAACACUUUACGUAACAUCUCGACAGGCCCGCGGCUCAGCCUUGUGCUGCUGUGGAUUACUGCACACGCACAAUGAAAAGAAUGGUGCAGCCAUCCAAGAUAUUUCAGGAUGGAGAGGACACAACAGGACCAGUUGCAUGUUGAAUGAUCACAUUGAUGGAUGUUUUCUUUUUUAUAAUGCUCCAUGAGAAAAAAAAAACAAC